AAAAAAAUUAUCAUGUGGAGUAAAUCAAAAUCAUUUCAAAUUCUUAACAAUGAAGAGCAAUUAACAUACAGAGAAAAACUAACGCUGGGAAACGGAUCGGUCUUGCCAGAUCCAUUUUCUAUUAAUGACUGGCAAAACAAUAUGAUACUGCUUCCUAAUAUAUCACUUGGUGAUAUACAACUCUACUUUAUUGAUGCACCUAAUCCAUUCACCAGAGAGAAUAUAAGAGCAUGUACUGCCAAGUCAGCGGACAAAGACAAAGGCACAAGCAAUACAGCAUUUGGGUUGCACUGCAUAAAAAAGGCUGAAUUUUGAUCGGUGAUUGCUCCUGUAAGGCCGGACUUGGAUUAGCCUGCAGCCAUUUUGCUGCUAUAUUGUUUAAAGUACAAGCUUGUGUUCAACUCGAACUAAACGAAGAAAAAGCAUGCACAAUUAAACUGUGCGAUUGGAACAAAUCAAGAACUAAGGCUGAACUAGUCCCAUUGAAGCAUAGGAACCUCAAGUGACCAAAGUAUAAUGCAAAAAUACCAUGUAUAAAGCCUUCUGUCAAUUACAUGCUUAAAGGAUUCACAACCAAGGAAUAAUGCAGCGGAUGCUCAAAUUGAUAUGCUUAAUUCCUCUCUUCAGUUUGGCUGUAGAAUCUCAGGAUAUUACAAGUUUUCGUAUUGUUUCUCCAAUAUAUAAAACAAGAGUGGAUGUAGCAUGGGAUGCUGUUCCGAAUGCCACAAGUUACAAAGUAACAGGUUUAUCAAAAAUGGGUCUUAUUCAACAAUACAGUUCAAGUAACAAAAUAACACUUUCUGUUUUGCCUGGAGCCAGUUACUUACUAACGUGUAUGGUUUAUCAAUUUAACAACAUGAUUACUACUUUAACAGUAAAAACAAAGAACACAUUAAGUGUUACAACAAAUUCAAAUAUCUUUCCAGAUGUAACCAAUCUUGUUUUGUUACCUUCAAGCACAAGCCUCAGAAUCUCUUGGGAUACAUUUUCAAAUGCUACUUUGUACACAGUUGUUUACACUAAAAGUGAUAUUUCUGAUGAAAGAACAUUACAAACUAACCAAACUUUUGCAAACAUAGUUGACUUAAAGAGUAUGACCAGUUACUCUGUCAUGGUUUUAGUCUCUUCGAUAAAUAAUAUUCAACCAAACUAUGCUGCACAAAGCAGUUGGUAUAAUUUUUAUACAACUGAUGAACCUCCGGAAAUUACAAAUUUUCGUGUUAUUUCACCAAUAUAUAAAACUAGAGUGGAUGUAGCAUGGGAUGCAGUUCCAAAUGCCACAAGUUACAUAAUAACAGCUCAUUCAAAAACAGCUUUUAUUCAACAAUACAGUUCAAAUAACAAAACAACACUUUCUCUUUUGCCUGGAAACACUUAUGUACUAACUUGUAUGGUUUAUCAGUUUAACAACAUGAAUACGACAUUAACAGUAAAAACAAAAUAUGGAUUAAAUGUUACAACGAAUUCAGAUAUCUUUCCUGAUGUCACCAAUCUUAUUUUAUUACCUACAAGUACAAGCCUCAGAAUCUCUUGGGAUACAUUUUUAAAUGCUACUUUGUAUACAGUUGUUUAUACUGGAGGUGAUAUUUCUGAUGAAAUGACAUUACAAACUAUUCAAACGUUUGAAAACAUAGUUGGCCUAAAGAGUAUGACCAGUUACUCCGUCAUGGUUUUAGUCUCUUCGAUAAAUAAUAUACAACCAAACUAUGCUGCACAAAGCAGUUGGUAUAGUUUUACUACAACUAAUGAACUUCAGGAGAUUACAAAUUUUCGUGUUGUUUCACCAAUAUAUAAAACUACAGUGGAUGUAGCAUGGGAUGCAGUUCCUAAUGCCACAAGUUACAUAAUAACAGCUCAUUCAAAAACAGCUUUUAUUCAACAAUACAGUUUAAGUAACAAAACUACACUUUCUCUUUUGCCUGGAGACACUUAUGUACUAACUUGUAUGGUUUAUCAGUUCAACAACAUGAAUACGACAUUAACAGUAAAAACAAAAUACGGAUUAAAUGUCACAACGAAUUCAGAAAGUCAACCAAGUAAAGCCACGCAACUAGAGCAAAUAACUAUCGCUGGAUUAAUUAUAUUUAUUUUUACUUUAUAUUUUGUGUAAAUAAAAUGAGAUAAAUGA
Hydra vulgaris (swiftwater hydra) is the source of this 2128-nucleotide messenger RNA. RefSeq names its product collagen alpha-1(VII) chain. The record is from RefSeq and is a predicted model, not a curated record. Gene Ontology annotation, molecular function: protein binding. NCBI's taxonomy places the organism in Eukaryota, Metazoa, Cnidaria, Hydrozoa, Anthoathecata, Hydridae.